Molecule: messenger RNA, 3212 nt
Organism: Octopus sinensis (East Asian common octopus)
Lineage: Eukaryota; Metazoa; Mollusca; Cephalopoda; Octopoda; Octopodidae
Product: tRNA pseudouridine synthase-like 1
Exons: 8
Coding region: 345-1265 (306 amino acids)
Biological process (GO): tRNA pseudouridine synthesis
Molecular function (GO): RNA binding; pseudouridine synthase activity
Source: RefSeq, a predicted model, not a curated record
UCCGAGAGUAAAGUCAUCGUAAUGGUUAAUUUUGAUGCAAGAGUAUAGAAGAGUAAGCAAACUGGGGACUAAGUGAUCAGAGAGCAUGAUGAAAGAUAGCUAACAGGAAUAGCAUUAGACUUUACACACAUCCUCCUCACUAUAACACCUCACAAUCUCACCUGUUGUGCAUAACCUUAUGGUUACCAACACUUCCAUCAAAAACUACCAGAUCCAAAUAUUGACAUCUUUCCUCAUGAUCAUGCAAGUAGAUCACAAAGAUGUUCUGCUUACCUGUGCAAUAAGGUGAAGCUGAAUGUUGGACAGUCACAUUAUAUUGACAAAGUGGUAUCCAAAAACAACUGAUGAAUCAUGGCUUAAAAAUUUUGACUAUUCAGGAACAGAUAGAGAUUGCCUUGAAAUCACUGAAUCCUAGAAAUGUUGUGAAGUCUUGUAUUUCCAGUCGUACAGAUGCAGGUGUUCAUGCCUUUCAGAAUACAAUGCAUUGUGAUCUUCUCCGCAAGAAUGAAGAUUGUGAAUAUGACCCACAAUUUUUGAAAAAUGGAAUGAACUAUUGGUUAAGGAAAAAGAAAGAAACAAUACGGAUCACCAAUGUCCUCAGAGUAAAUGAUGACUUUCAUUGCCGACGUCAGAUUAAAAAACGUUCCUACAUGUACCGUGUUGCUGUUCCCUUUAAAGAAAUAGCACCCCAAACUGGUUACUCUGCAUUAACUAUCUUGGAGAAAAAUAAUGCAUUCAUUAUUUGGAGACCCAUAGACAUGAGGAAAUUCAUGAGUGCUGCUGAAGCAAUGGUUGGAACUCAUGACUUCACUGCUUUUACGACAGUCAAGUCACUACGAGAGAAAAAUGAGUCACCCAUGAGAACUGUCUCAAUCGAAAUAAAACUCGGCAGGACUGCUCUAAAGCAACAUAAUCCUGGCUUGGAAUUUUGGGAGGUAUACGUCCACAGCCGGUCCUUUUUGUUCAGGCAGAUUCGUCGAAUGGUUGGUGCCAUGGUGCAGGUGGCAAUUGAUGAACUGACAGUUGAUGACAUCCAACAGAAAUUACUAAAGCCUUGCUUAAAGGCCACUGACACAAAAAUCAAAAGUCUACCCGCUUGUGGACUUUAUCUCUCCAAUAUAUAUUAUGAUCCCAAAGAUCUGAUUUACACACCGACUGCCAAAACAGAGCCUGAUGACUUGAAUCCAGCUGAUAAAGAUGCUGAUGACUUAAACUCAACUGAUGAGGAUGAAGAGGUCUUAGAUGCCAGUUCUGAGAAAAUAUAAUAUUUUCAAAUUAUCUUCAGUGUAUGUUUUUAUCAGUGAUAUUUAGUUGUUGCUUUUGUUUGUUGGAGUGUUUUGUGUUAUUUUAAACAAAAAUGGAAAUCUGUCACAGAAUUGUAUAACACACAAUCACAACAGCAGCAACAACUGGCACUUUAAGACCGUUUUCCUUGCUAAAGCAAGGGUUAACUUUUUGUGGGUCUUAUGACCUUCUCCAGGGUUAGCUUCAUUGAGGUCCUUUGUCCUUCUCCAUUUUGCCCUAUCUUCUACAUCCACUCUCACUAAACUAUUCACCUAGUGACACAUCUAGAAUGUGUGCCACCUGAGGCAGCCUUUGAGUAUGCCAAUACCACCCCAUGCCUCCCAGCAAUAUUUGAAUACAUGCUUAUACAGCAGACCCAAAAGUGCCACCUUAAAAGCUUCACCUCAAGCACUGCUCCCGGACUUCUAGUGGUACUACUUCAUCCACCGAUUCCACCCUGCAUCUUCCAGCAUCUUCUGCGAUGUCUUUCAACAGCAAUUAUUUGAUAAAAAUAAUUGCAAACCAAGGUCCAUGGAAUCAACCUAUGCUUGUAGAGACAAUGAAGGAAUCUAUGUGGUCAUAUGACCUGCUAGAAAUGGAAACUAAAUCUCUCUUAAAUCAAACCCUGUUUUCUCAGAAAGUGAAAAAGUCAUGCAUCUAUGAGACAUAUAGUCAUACUGAGUAAAGAGACAAAAGACAGUGGUCAUGACUGGAAUGCCUUUGAUCAUAGACCUGCUGUAUCAGGACUGGUUAGAAGAGUGAAGACCAAAUGAGCAUUAACCAGUUUGUUACCAUAUUACUACUGAAAUACACUGCUUUUAUGCUAAUUAGGUUGUUUCGAAAAUAAUGGCCGAUUUCAGAAAAAUGAUUUUAUUCUGGAAAAAUUAACAAGAGAAAUGUUUUGAUUAGUCAAAGUAUGAGCCUUGAACAUCUGUGCAUCUCUGCCAUCGAUCAACAAGAUUAUUUAUGCCUUGUCAAUAAAAACUUAUUGGCUUUGAUUCUAAGAAAUCUUUGAAUGAUGAUUCCACCUCUGGUUUGGACCUGAAAGUUUUAUUGCUUAAAAACGUGUUUAAAUGAUUUAAAAAAAAUUAUAGUCAAUGGGUGAAAGAUCAGGAGGAUAUGGAAGAUGUAGUAUAGUCUCGUAUCCCAAGUCUGUGAGUUUCGUCAGCAUCAUUUUUGCAACAUGUGGGUUUGCAUUAUCGUGGAGCAGAAUUGGGCCAUGCCGAUUCACCAAUGCAGAUCUUAAUUUUUGCAAGUGAGCAUGCAUUUCAGUGAGUUGAAUGCAGUAAACCUCUGCUGUAAUUCUCUGAUUGGCUUCCAGAAAACUGUAAUGGACAACAUCAAUUGCAGACUACCAGACAGUCAGGCAUAAUCUUCUACUGAUGCAACUUUGGCUUUGGGAAAUGCUUGUUGGGGAAUCAUCACAUUUCUCUGACACUUUGACGUGGGUUUUGUUCAACAAUUGCUUUCAAUUGUUCAUUGCUAAGACUGCAUGACCAUCCCCUACCUUCUUCAAGGGCUCUCAUCACCACUACAGAGUUUCUGAAACUACCUUUGUACUGUGCGAUCACUUGUGGGCCCCUCUCUCCAUGUUCUGUUGAUAUUGGCAGCAAUUUGGGAGGCAUUGUGCCCAAGCUUGAACUCAUGCACGAAAAGUCCUUUUUUGUCAUGUUCAUAAUUAAGGGCGCCUAUGCUUCAAGAAUGUUUUCUAUCUGAAAUAAGUAGAAAAUUAUUAAAGAGCAUACAUCAGUUAUUAAGUAUGUUGAAAUACACCUAAAAUAUAAUUAAAAUAUGAUAAAAUUGUGUUUCAAAACAUAACACUUAGAGUGGCCAUUAUUUUCAGAACAACCUAAUAACAAAGAAUUUCAUAAAACAACUAAAACAACUGUCAUUAUUAAACUGGCAAAGGCAGCGAGCUGGUAGAAUCA